GAUUAGUAGAAUUGAGCAGAACAAUACGUGUAUUACUUUACUAUUGAAAGAUUAGCUAAAUGUUCUUGCCCACACCGAUUGGUUGACCACUACCUUGCUGCUUGUCAAACAGCUCCUGCGUAAUCCAAUUGAGUUCUUAUACCUGGAGUCUAAAAAUAGUCAAAAUUGACCGAAAACCCAGUAUCGAUACAUCGCUACGUUUGUGUACAGAACAUUAUAUUCAAUGGAGAAAUUUACUUAUUUCCACGCUAUCUUGUGAUGGAAUUAUGUAUAGAUGAAAAGUCGCCUGAUAGGCUAGAAAAAGUAGCGAAUGAAGAGUACAGCCACAGGUGGAAUGCCGUGUGAUGCUUGAGAAGAUUACAUUCGAUCUGGAGGUUUUCUGAAGAGGAACUUCUUCAUAUAUUGAAUGAAAUUAGGAUGGGCACGUUCGUGACCCUGGCAGAGGUGCUGGAGGCCCGGGGGUCACCUCUGGAGGAGGAUGAGGUGUGGCGUCUGCUUUUGGGCACCGCCGAGGCCUUAACGGACAUCUCCCACAAAGGUCCUGGCAACAUGUGCAGUGUACUGAGCCCCGGCUCUAUGUUACUGUCAGCCAGUGGGAACCUUGCUUUUAAAAGCUGUGCCCGGUCUGGGGACUUGGGCUCCUUCACUGCUCCAGAGGUACAGGAUGGACACGCUGCCUCCAACAGGACAGCCUCAGAAAAGAUGGUUGUAUAUUCCCUAGGAAUGACCCUCUACUGGUCCGUUGAUUAUCAAGUACCUCAAAACCAGCCCAUUCAGCUGAGUGGCAAACUGAACAACCUGUUGCUGAGCAUGUGUGAGGACACGGUCCAGAGACGAGCGGAUCUCGCAACUGUGCUGGAGACCUGUGACCAGCACAUCAAGACUGCUCAACUGCCCCCACCAGAGAAGCUCAUCAAACAGCUAGUAGAAGAUGUGUUUAGGGACUCUGUCAAUCAUGUGUCUAUGGCUGAGAAUGGUCCUCAACUUACUGACCGGAGUCAGAUGGUCAGAGAGAGGAUUCACAGUUUCUCGGGAAGUGCCUCGUACCAUAACUCUACCUGGGCGCUGAGAAACAGAAGCAACUCAACAUUCCAAGUCGAGCUCAGCAGAGGAAUUGCCCAGGGGUUACGUCACAGAGAGAGUUACUGCAGCUAUCAAUUCCGUAACCCCUGUAGCCCUUACCUGGAUGGCUUUCGCCGUGGCAGCAUCAGACCUAUACCAUAUGUGUAUCUGAACGAGUCCACUGUCAGUCUUAAUGAAAAGAAAGCCACGGAUGUGGGUCCAGAGUUUUUUCGAAUGUUAGAUGAGCCACUGGUUGUCUUGGAGCUGCCCGGAUCCAUUGUUUCAAAGAAAGGGAAGUCUCACUCCACUAUGAGGGAGCUGAGUGUGGUCAUGCCAAACGGACAGAGCAUCCUGGUCAAGUGUGACGUCAAGUCAGAAGGAGGGGAAGUCUUUGAUAUGAUUGUUGCCCACUUCAACCUGGUUGAACACUUCUACUUCGGCCUUGCAUACAUUGAUGAUAAUGAGUUUUUCUUCCUGGACAAUGACACAAAGAUAUCCAAGGUUGCCCCCCAUAGUUGGAAGAAAGUGCCUACGUCCACGUUUGUCCUUUUCUUCAGGGUCAAAUUCUUUGUCCACGACAUCGCUCUACUUUUGCACAAGCUGACUCGUCACCAGUACUACCUACAGCUGAGGAAAGAUAUACUGGAGGACAGGUUGUCCUGCCAUGAAGAGACAGGCCUAUAUCUGGGUGCCUUGGCUCUCCAAGCAGAGUAUGGAGACUGCAUGCCUGAGGUUUAUGGGAGGAACUACUAUCGACCAGACCAGUACAUUGCCAAGAGCGUCAUGGAGAAAAGAGCCCUGCCUUACCUAAAGGAGGAGUUGCUACGGUUACAUGCCAACAACUCCACGAUGAGUACCGACGAGUCCGAGCUUGAGUUCCUCAAGGCCACCCAGCAGCUUCCUGAGUACGGUGUUCUGUUCUACCGUGUGGGGCGCGAGAAGAAGCCAGUCAUCGGAGAGCUGAUCCUCGGAGUGUGUGCCAGAGGAGUCAUAGUGUAUGAGGUUAAAGAUAGCUCUCGCUCCACGAGUCAGACAUUCCACUGGUGGGAAACAAGCAGUAUCUCCUCCUCUUGCCGGAAAUUUGUCAUCGAGAGCAGAGGGAGCGCGAGAAAGCACACCUUUGUCACUGAGAGAUCCAAGAUUGCCACGUACCUGUGCAACCUCUGCUCUGCCCAGCACAAGUUUCACAAUGAGAUGAACUCUCGCCAGCUCGGACAUAGUCUGGCCUCAGAGGACAACAUAGCGCAAUUUGCGGCAGUGUGUCAGGCACAGAACAGGAACUCUGAGACCGUACUGACAGACAGCGGUCUGACCACACCGCAGGACGGCUCCAUGACCAAACUGUGUGAUGACAUCGCCGCCAAGAUCGAGGCGCGGAUCAAACAGCACCGUGUCCUCCACGAGCAGGGCAGAAGGAGGCCAUUGCCUGGGAACCUGUCUCCAGCCCUGUCUCGUGGGUCUGGGAAGUGUGGGUCAGAGGUCAACCCCAUGUCCUCAGCAGGCAGAGAUGUUUUUGCCCAAAUGAAGAGAGUCAUACCAGAGAGAGAAGUCAUUUGUGUGUGCUUAAAGAAAGACCCGAAGCUCGGCGUCGGUGUUGUGAUAGUUGGAGAAGACACGGUGGGGAAGUAUGACCUGGGUGUCUUCAUAGCAUCCAUCGUGCGGGGAGGACCAGCGGAUAAAGAUGGCCGCAUCAGACCAGGUGGGCGUCUGAUCUCUCUGAACCACACCAGUCUGGAGGGCAUGACCUUCAGUGAGGCUGCAGAGGUCAUGCAGAACAGCCCACAGGAGGUCACACUCAUCGUGACCCAGCCCAAAGUUUCCUCGACACCCAACAACUUGAGAUCUCCGCUAUUGAAGAACUACGAGUCCCAGACCACUUUGAGGACGAACGUGCUCUCUGGGGAGGAUGACCUGGAUGAGAUCGUGUCUGUCAUGUUGACCCCAAAGACUGGCAGUAGAUUGCAAGUCCCUGAUGUACGCAUCCUCAACGCUCAGGACUGCCGCUCCAGGUCUCCUUCCACAGACUGCUUCAGGGGUGGUGAGAUCUCUGUGGAGCUGAAGAAGAAAGCUGGAGUAGGUUUGGGAAUCAGUAUCGCUGGUGGUGUGAACACAGGCCUGCGUCAUGGAGGGAUCUACAUCAAAAGCCUAGUCUGUGGAGGGGCUGCUGAGCAAGAUGGCCGCAUUCAGUCAGGUGACAGACUGCUGAAAGUUGAUGGAAUCAGGUUUCAAGGGUUCACAUAUCAGCAGGCUGUGGAAUGUCUGGCAAAAACAGGAAAGGUGGUGACCCUGGUCCUGGAGAGGGAGAACAUGAACAGCCUGCCCUGGGUGUCUCUGAGCCCAGACACAGGGUGCCACCUCUCCCCUCAGAGUUCCCACCGGGACAUCACCCAAAAGAGGAACAACAGCUGCCCUGCCGUCAUCACCCCCUUCUUGGUCAAGCCCAAGGACUACAGCUUUGUGUCUGACGGGAACACUUUGGAGGUGACCUUGAAUAAGAGGCUGAAUGGCUUGGGCUUCAGCUUCCUGGUCCCUGAGCUCGAGCCCUCGAAAGGAGACUCGGGCAGUGGUCUUAUCCGGAUCAAGAAGCUUUUCCCUGGCCAGCCAGCGGAGGAGAGUGGGCGGAUCCAGGAGGGAGACGUCAUCCUGGCAGUCAAUGGAGAAUCGCUGAAGGGAUUGUCCUACCAGAGGGUGGUCGCGCUGCUGAGCGGCUCUCCUCCUGAAGUCCGGUUGUCUCUGUGCCGUCCUGCUCCAGGAAUUCUGCCUCCCAUUGAAACGUUGUUUGGCACCUGAGUGAUGUCACACCACAGUACGCGAGCACCAAUGGGAGUUCAGGAAUAUACUUCCUGAAAGACAGAGAGGAGAUCUUGGAGGAGCAGGACAGGGGAAGAUCUGCCCAGAUAAAAGAGUAGGACCGGGGGAGACGCCUGGCCCUCCCUAGCUUGUAGCAGAGCCCUGGGCCUGACCUGACGGAUUACAGAACCCACCUGGAUGCAUCUCUGCGUUCUAUGAGUCAGAGGGGUUGGAUGAGUCGCCCCGCAGACAAGAACCAACUGUGUCAUGUUGCAACAGCCAUGAGACACUGCUGAGGUCAACUCAUGUGAGGUGAAGAAAAUGCCAAACGAUGGAAAUCUCUUGCUACUUAGAUUCUGUUGAACACCAGAAGAGGCGAAAGAGUUGGUUGGACUGGGGGCGUGGGGGUUCUACAGUGUGAACCCUUGACGAUAAGGAGAGAACUAUUAAACAAGCUCAGUUGGUUUGAAGUGUAUAUUAUAGCCUGGAGGGUGAUCUCGGACAGAUUGCACCACUAAUGCAGUGCCUAAUCAAAGAAAAGACGGAGCUACAGAACGCCAUAUGAUGCAGCGUUGUGACAGCCCCUGAAACGCAUGAAAUGAACGUUACGUCUGACUGUUGAUACACUCAUACGUUCAUCUUUGAAUUAACUCCUACCUCUGUUUAGUCUAAACGUCUGCAGGAUCCCACUGAUUCUGACAUGGUCCUUAAAGCCACACUGCAUGAUGGGUACUGAGUGGCAAAGGCCUAAAUUAGUAGCAGUUCAACCAUGUGGAUGUCUAGCUGUGACAAAGGCACAACAAACAUAAGAUUCUGGUCUUGUUUCUGAAUUCUACUGUAUUAAAGACCUCUUCUUGACAUCA
Oncorhynchus keta (chum salmon) is the source of this 4715-nucleotide messenger RNA. Its product is annotated as tyrosine-protein phosphatase non-receptor type 13-like. The record is from RefSeq and is a predicted model, not a curated record. Gene Ontology annotation, molecular function: protein binding. Bases 418 to 3852 code for a protein of 1144 amino acids. The transcript is spliced from 30 exons. Gene Ontology annotation, cellular component: cytoskeleton. NCBI's taxonomy places the organism in Eukaryota, Metazoa, Chordata, Actinopteri, Salmoniformes, Salmonidae.